Staurois parvus is the source of this 690-nucleotide messenger RNA. Lineage: Eukaryota; Metazoa; Chordata; Amphibia; Anura; Ranidae. The record is from the annotation of a GenBank genome assembly.
AUGGGGGAGACUUGGAGAAGAGUCAGAAAAAGACCGAUAUAUGAGCGAGUAUCUUUCCUGGACAGCGCGGGACCUGGAAUUCCCUCAGGAACUGAAAAACUGGACAAAAUGGACUCACCACGUAUGAUUAAAAGCCAUCUCCAGGCACAGGUUCUUCCAAAGAGCUUCUGGGAAAAGAACUGCAAGAUUAUCUACGUGGCUAGGAAUGCAAAGGAUGUAGCGGUAUCGUACUAUCACUACCAACGAAUGGCCUAUGCACACCCAGAGCCUGGGACAUGGGAUGAAUAUAUAAAUACCUUCAUGGAGGGCAAUGUUGCUUUUGGAUCAUGGGCCAAACAUGUGAAGGGCUGGUGGGAGAUGAGGAAAAAACACAAGUUCUUGUACUUGUUCUACGAGGACAUGUUGGAGGACCCAAAACGUGAGAUCCGAAAGGUGAUGACGUUCAUGAAUCAGGAACUUCCUGAAGAGAUUGUUGAAAAAAUACAAAAGAACACUACCUUCCAGGUUAUGAAGGACAACCCCAUGGUCAAUUUUAGUACCUUCCCAUUCAUUGAUCACUCAAUAUCCCUGUUUAUGAGGAAAGGAAUUCUUGGUGACUGGAAGAACCAAUUCACCGUAGCCCAAAACGAGAUAUUUGACAAAUAUUACCAGCGGGAAAUGUCUGACACGGAUCUCACCUUCCGUAUGUAA